Messenger RNA from Colletotrichum chrysophilum, 447 nucleotides. It is a transcript of the gene RPL28, whose product is annotated as 60S ribosomal protein L28. Gene Ontology annotation, biological process: translation. Gene Ontology annotation, cellular component: ribosome; cytosolic large ribosomal subunit. The record is from RefSeq and is a predicted model, not a curated record. Gene Ontology annotation, molecular function: structural constituent of ribosome. Lineage: Eukaryota; Fungi; Ascomycota; Sordariomycetes; Glomerellales; Glomerellaceae. The transcript is spliced from 5 exons. Bases 1 to 447 code for a protein of 148 amino acids.
AUGCCUACCCGAUUCUCCCGCACCCGCAAGCACCGCGGUCACGUUUCCGCCGGUCACGGACGUAUCGGCAAGCACCGCAAGCACCCAGGUGGUCGUGGUCUGGCCGGUGGUCAGCACCACCACCGCACUAACCUCGACAAGUACCACCCUGGUUACUUCGGUAAGGUUGGUAUGAGAUACUUCCACAAGCAGCAGGCGCACUUCUGGAAGCCCGUCAUCAACCUGGACAAGCUCUGGACCCUCGUCCCCGCUGAGAAGCGCGAGGAGUACAUUGCCGGCAAGAAGGACACCGUCCCCGUCAUCGACCUCCUCCCCUUCGGCUACUCCAAGGUCCUCGGCAAGGGCCGCCUUCCUGAGGUCCCCAUUGUCGUGAAGGCCAGGUGGGUCAGCAAGCUGGCGGAGAAGAAGAUCACCGAGGCUGGCGGUGUUGUCGAGCUGGUGGCAUAA